Messenger RNA from Vicugna pacos (alpaca), 948 nucleotides. The record is from RefSeq and is a predicted model, not a curated record. Lineage: Eukaryota; Metazoa; Chordata; Mammalia; Artiodactyla; Camelidae.
AGCAGCACCCAGAGCUGGACGGCGCCCCGCUCAGCGAGCUCUCCUGGUCGUCCUCCCUGUCCGUGGUGGCGGGCUCUUCACGGUCAUCGCCUUCAUGCUGGCCUGCCUGUGCUGUAAGAAGGGCGGCAUCGGGUUCAAGGAGUUUGAGAAUGCCGAGGGGGAAGGGUACCCGGCCGGCUUCUCGGCACAGGGCUCCCCGGCGGCGGCUCCGAGCGGACCCGACGUGUAUGUCCUGCCCCUCACCGAGGUCUCCCUGCCCAUGGCCAAGCAGCCAGGGCGGUCAGUGCAGCUGCUCAAGUCCGCAGACCUGGGCCGGCACAGCCUCCUGUACCUGGAGGAGAUUGGCCACGGCUGGUUCGGGAAGGUGUUCCUGGGGGAGGUGAACUCGGGCAUCAGCAGCACGCAGGUGGUAGUGAAGGAGCUGAAGGCCAGCGCCAGCGUGCAGGAGCAGGUGCAGUUCCUGGAGGAGGCGCAGCCCUACAGGGCCCUGCAGCACAGCAACCUGCUCCAGUGCCUGGCCCAGUGCGCCGAGGUGACGCCCUACCUGCUGGUGCUGGAGUUCUGCCCCAUGGGCGACCUCAAGGGCUACCUGCGGAGCUGCCGGGUGGCAGAGUCCAUGGCGCCCGACCCUCUGACCCUGCAGCGCAUGGCCUGCGAGGUGGCCUGCGGCGUCCUGCACCUGCAUCGCAACAACUACGUGCACAGGUGAGGGCACAGGCAGCCCCGGGCUCACUGCUCGGCCCCCGCCCCUGCUCUGGGGCCGCGGGAGGCGAAUCCUGUUACCUGGGUGAGUCCUUGUUCAGCCUCUGGGACCACCACGCAAGGGACCUUACUAAGAACACCAGGCGGAUGGACGGUUAAGCUUAGCGACCCACACUGUUGGUCUGAGGCCCAGCCAUCCUCUGUCCCCAAGGUGGUCAGUGCCACCUGGCGGCCCUACACCAGCCC